This is a messenger RNA of Neolamprologus brichardi, 1845 nucleotides long. The record is from RefSeq and is a predicted model, not a curated record. NCBI's taxonomy places the organism in Eukaryota, Metazoa, Chordata, Actinopteri, Cichliformes, Cichlidae.
GUCCGACUCACAGGUGCUCCUCUGCCGCCGCUCUGCUCUUGAACUGGCACCUGCCGUUAUAUUUGCUCGAAAACUAAAAGUUCAGAGUCGAUUGCUGGGAGAGAAUUUUCUCAAACACACAGGGAUUACCGCGGUUUACAGCUACAUCAAGGAUGUGCGGUAUGGAUGUGGACCUGGACGACGGCGGUUCUGCCGAGGAGGAGAAAGAGGAAGAUUUCUGGAUCGGAGAGGGCGUGAAGAUGCUCCCCCCGCCUGUGGCUCACAGCGGGGGCAGCGUUUGGGGCAGCCGUAGGGGCAGGUGUGGCUGUGUGGCCUGCGGGGCGGCUCUCAUCCUCUGGAACCUGUGCGUGGUCUUAGCCAGCGCUCUGCUCCUGGCUGUGGUCUUCUCUGUGGUGCUCCUACCUGCAGGGCUGCUGCUGUAUGCUGGUUUCCUCUGCCACUCCAGGGUCCUUGAUGCACCCUCUGCCAUCUGCCAUUAUCUCGAUGACAACAGCUGCUCUGCCCUCAUCAUCCUGGGCUUUGUGAUGAUGUCUCCGCUCGUGGUCGUGGCGGCGGCAGUUUUCUGCGGGCUGCUCCGAAAGUUUCGACUCCUGCUUUUCAUUCAGCCAAUCAAGCGCGCCUGGUACAGAGGGAGGCUGCUAGACUGGGCGGGCAGCAUCCACGCCUGGGUUUGAUCACAACAGAGAAGGUGGUGCUGAGGGUCACAGUGAUUGGAAAGAUUGAUUUGUGCAAGACGAACCUGAGGGUUACAGAUGUUUUGCAAAAAUAGAAACAUCAUUAUAGUCGAUAAGACAGUCAUACAGCUAAUAUUUACGUUGUCAAUGGUUGUAAAAACGUUUGACAUUUUUAGAAAUAUUCAAGUCCUCUUUCCUCCUGUUAAUUUUGGUGAGAAGAUCAAUAUCACCCUCAUGUCUGUGUGGUGAAAUUGAAGCUGCAAAGACCAGAUAAUUAACUUAGAAUGGGAUAAAGACUGAAAACUUAGAUUCAGGGUGAAACCCAAAACACAUACAUUAAUAUAAACCAUCUAAAAAGAUAUUCCAGAGCUUUAGAGGUGACAGUAGGAGGAUUAAAUUAGCCUUUCCAGCUAGAUGUUGCUGGGAUUUGUGCUUAUCAAACAGUCAUCUGCCUUCAGCCUCUUCUUUGAGAGUGCAGUCACCUCUCACUGAUCUCUCAGACAGAAUACAAAAGUGUAGCUUCUAAAAUGUCAAACUGUUCUUUCAAGACCAAGACCUGUUUUAUUGUGUCACAUAUUUCUUUUUAUUAAUUUGGCUACUCGCGGCCCAUUUUGGGUAAUUUUGUGAAUUGUUUUUUUUUUUUUUUUUUUUGAAAAUGACCCUAUGAGGGUUUGUUGGGUUUGUGUGGCUUUUACACAGAAACAGACCGGUUUUCUUAGAUAUGUAGUGCCAUCUUACAAGAAUCUUAAAGCAAAACACAUUAUGGGCUCAUUAUUUAAGUAAACCAGAUGCAUAUUAGAACAGACGAGAAAAAAAACAUGCAAACUUCUUGGAGAGUGAAGGAUACCUGCUACCUAACUAUGAUUUUGUACAAAAACUCAUAUUGUUGUGAUUUUGUAUUGCCUGUUUGCUAACUACAUGGAUGUGUUUAAAUGUGAGACCUCAGAAAUGUGAAUGUAUUUGUGGUUACACUUAAGAACUCUCUAAAUAAGAAAAACAGUUUUUUCAAGCAUGCGAUUAAAACCCCGUCCACACUGGGAACAAUUUGUUCGUUUCACUCCCGGCUUUGUCUCUGACAGUUGGUCACUAGCGGACAUUCCAGGUUGCCUAGGUUACCCUCUAAUGUACAGUGUUGUGCAAAAGUCUUGGCCCACCCUUCAUUUCUUUAUGU